Molecule: messenger RNA, 6284 nt
Organism: Drosophila willistoni
Lineage: Eukaryota; Metazoa; Arthropoda; Insecta; Diptera; Drosophilidae
Product: autophagy-related protein 2 homolog B
Exons: 3
Coding region: 158-6235 (2025 amino acids)
Biological process (GO): piecemeal microautophagy of the nucleus; autophagosome assembly; autophagy of mitochondrion
Cellular component (GO): phagophore assembly site; extrinsic component of membrane
Molecular function (GO): phosphatidylinositol-3-phosphate binding
Source: RefSeq, a predicted model, not a curated record
AUACAUACAUAGGAAGCACAGACACACGCGCGCAGAAAACAACAACAAACAACCCACAAACUGCCCACCCACCAAGUGCAAAAAAAACAACAAAAAAGUACCAAAAGCUCUCUCUAUGAACAUUUCCUGCACUGGAAUCAGAUAACAUAUAUAAACGAUGUCUUGGUUUAGUCCCUGGGACGGGUUAAAGACAAAGACAUGCCGAUAUUUGCUCCAGCGAUAUUUGGGUCAAUUCUUUGAAAAUAAUCUAAAUUUGGAGCAACUGAAAGUGGAUCUGUAUAAUGGGAAAGCUGUCGUUAAGGAUAUAUCCCUUAAAGUGAAUGCCUUUAAUGAUCUCUUUGAGGAUCAAGGCUGGGCCUUUGAAGUGGUAUCUGGGCAUAUUGGUUGCCUCAGUGUUGUAGUGCCAUGGAAUGCUCUAAUGACAAACGACAGUUCAUUGGAGAUAUCAAAUCUAACGAUAACAUUAAGGCCCGUAACCCGUUUACAAAGUGGUACCACAAUGCUGGAAUCGAUGUGGUCAUCGGUAAGCAGUUCGAUGCAAAUGGCCGAAGAGUGCAUGAAGCAGGUGGAUGAUGAUGUACCAUUUCAUAAUCAUAAUAAUGCCCUACUCGGCCUUGAGAAAUUCGCAGAGACAAUUGAUAAUGUCCUCAAUCGUAUAAGAGCCAAACUAACCAAUACAACACUAAAUAUUGAGUACGUGCUGCCAAAUUCGGCCAGAAAAUUGAUAAUCUCCUUCAAGGCUAAUCAUUUGGAUUAUAAAAAUAAAACUGGAUACGAACAGCCAUCCAGCAGCAGCAGUACCAGUGAUAAUCCUAGAAAUAGGCAUAGAAAUCAUAGCAAUAGCGAUGACGACAAUGGAGAUGGAGGGCAUCGCGACGACAGUCACGACGACGAUGAUGAUGAUGAUGGGAGAAAUGUCGAGCCAGAUGACAAUAAUUUCAAUGCAUUACCCAUGAUUGCCAAGCACAAUCUAGUUAUAAAUGGCCUCAGCAUACACACAUCCGAGACAAUUGACUACGAUUACGAUUGCUGUCCGACCCGAUAUGGGCAAUUGUGUAAAAUUGUUGAAUUCAAUGGUUCGCAGAACAUACAGAUUAGCAUAAAGCAGACAGAGAAUAUUAUUGGACCGAAAAUCAAUCUAGAGAUAAUACUAGAUGAUAUAUUUUUUAUGCUAACGCCGCGACAAAUACAUCUAUUCAUUGAAUUCUCUAAGGGAUUUACCAAAGAGCGUCCCAAAGAUCAGUUAAUGAAGAAAUGUCGCAGCAUAAAGUCGCAACCGCAGACGCAUCUGGCGGCGAAUGAAUAUCCAAAUAGUAAAAUGACCGGAAUAUUGGGACAAAAUGUUGAAUGGUCAUCGGAGGCUCAUCUAGAUGACUAUUCCACAUAUUCAACCUACAACAAAACAUCAGCCAUUAGUACGGCAACAAGUCAAAAUACCUAUGCUACGAGAGGGGGACGUAAAAUGUGCGAAUCGAUUGCCUCCUCGUCCAAUAGUAUGCUAACAUCAUGCACAAAUGCUCAAACUGAAAUCGGCUAUGCAGAGACAUCGGGUGAAAUAUUGAAGUUUAAAAUUCAAAUAUCCCAAAUCUAUGGACUGGCUUUACAUAAUGAUAUUCUAAUAGCAACUACAGCGAAUAUUGAUGACUAUAGGAUCAUAUUUGAUCCAUCUAGUUAUGACCGAUAUGUGGAUAUAGCCGAUAAUUAUUUUUUAAGCACAUCAUCAUCAUCAGCCACUGGACAAAUUGUCACAGAUCCCACAAAACGUUUGCCGCUGGAGAACCAAAAUUAUUUAUUUGUCAAGGCAUCGCCGAUCAUUAUAAAUGGCAAUCAGCAAAGAUAUUGCCAGGAAUUGACAUCGAAAACAACAUUAUCGGCCACAAUGGUCGAUCUGUGUGAGGUACUAGACAAUCAAAUGGAUCAUCUUAUACUUUUCGAUAGACGAAAGAAUUGUCCCGAUGGCUAUCACAUACGUCCCGAAAUCGUACUAACCCAGAGCUCAUCGUUUUUGUACAAACAGAAUUCUAAUCGUUGCACAAAUAAAUUGGAAUGCAUUUUCGAUGAAUGCACCACCGAUCUAGAUAUAUCGAUAUAUGAUCGUCUAAGCGCACUAUUCGGCAGAUCACCAUUUGUACAAGGUUCGAAUACAAACGAAAUUCUUCUAGAUGAGGCUAAUCAAACGGAAUUCUAUAUUAAAUGUGAACUAUUAAAGCUUCAACUAAGGUUCCCCAUAGUCGAUGGUCGAUCGGAGCAAGAUCCACAGAAAAUUCCAUGGUGGAAGAAGAAUGUUCGAAAAGAUUUUCUAGCUCUCGAGCUACGAAGUGUUUUAGUUAAUUUAACAACAAAUAUAAGCAUCAAUGCGGAUGAAAUCGAUGCCUUUUACUGCGAGACAGAUGAUAUGCGAAAUGCUGUGCAUUUGGCCAAGUGUAAGCAGCGUGCAAUGAAUGCGAAUAGAAAAAUACGCAUAGAUAUAUUUCAAUUGGAAUCCAAUAACAAUGAUAUGAUGAUAAAUAAUAAGAGAAAACCAAAACGCAAAUCACCAUUUAGUUCAAAAUGUCCAUUUGGCUAUACAUCGAAUGUUGAGGGUCUGGAUGGUCAUACAGAGAAGACGGAUUCGUUUCUGCCCGGCGAAACGGAGGAGAUCAAUGAUUUCUGUGACAGUUGCACACAAUCGUCCAAGUUAAAAAUAGAAGCGUAUAUACCACAAACAAAAAUUGUCUUGCAAUCGAAAAAGAUCUAUGAAAUAAUCUAUAAUCGUUUGAAUGGUGAUCUAUUCAUGUGGGAGCCGCGAUCACCCUAUUACGAGGAGACCCCUGAAGAGGAACAACAAGGACAUGGUAUGCGGGGGAAUGCAGAAAAUUUAUGUUCAAGUGCCAUAGAUGAUUAUGAGGAGAGAAAUAUACUAUUAAGUACAAGUACAUUGGAGAGUAGCAUCUACUUUUCAAUGGCAGAACCCACAUUGCCACAAUCAUCAUCAUCAUGUUCAUCAUCAGGUAGAGCAGGAGUAGGAGCAGGUGCGACAGAUCCUACUUCAAAAAAGAUCAAACCCCGAGACGAUGCCUUCUCAUUUGAGGCCAUCAUUGAGGAAGGCUGCCUAAUUUUAUUUGCCCCAGUACGUGACUCGGAUAAUGUUGUGGGUAAAUUUCAAAUCAAUUUGAAAGAACUUAAACUAUUCACAGUCACUGGUUUGAAUAAUGACAAAAAUUUGGGAUAUUUUUGCAUACAAUUGAAGCAAAUGGAGGCACUGCAUUGCGGUAACACUUCCAUACAGGAUGUUCAUUUGGCGUGGAGUGAUCAAAUUGAUCCCAAUCUAAUGCCAACAAUUUAUAAUUACCCACAAGUUCAUCAUAGUUCGUCGAAUAAGCGUCAAGAGGUUCUAUCAAUUGUGGCAGAGAUUAAAAAGCAACCCGAGAAACGUAUCAAACGAAUGAAAAUGUCGUUUGGAAUAAAUGGUGCCAUCUUGAGGCAUAAUCCCGCCUAUUCGGAACACAUCUGGCUUAAUCAAUUGAUCGAUUUUAUGGAUGUCACUGAUUAUCCGAUUGAGGCCUAUGAACCAUAUGCCUUGGUGUCGGAAAUUCAACUUCAUGUCUGGAAUGCUGCCAUCGAUUAUCGUCCAAAAUUCUUUACUUAUCGAGCUUUCAUUGAUAUUGGCUAUUGUACGCUUAGCACAAAUAUCAUAUCAUCGAUGACUGGUUGCACUUUGAGGAUCAUUGCAGAGGAUUGUGUACUUAAUAUGGGAUUAAUUGGAGCUGCUGGAUCUGGGGAGGAUUGCUGUGAUAUUUUGAUACCAGUUUUAAAUUUGGGAUUACUUAAUAUUUCGUUUCGCUUGAACGAUGACAACAAUAGGAUACAUCCUGCUGUCGAUUUGCGAUCCUCCAUACAUGAUAUGCAUUUACGAACGUGUUUUGACUCAGCCGCUGCUUUGGCUCAACUUAUUGCAUAUGUGGCCAAUGAUAAAGAUCUCAUCGCUACCGAUGAGAAUACAACCCUUGAUGAUUCGGACGAGCACUCGUCCAAUGAUCCCAAAUUGAAUGAGAAGGACAAUUGUGACCAAACGCAGAUACAUGUCAAUAAACUGAUGGCCGAAGCUGUUAAAGAUGUGGAAACUAUACCGGGAAAACAUACCCAAAAGCAAUCCAAGCGUGGAGAGGAGGGAAUUGAAAUAUUUUACUUCCCCGAUGAGCCAAAUGAGAAGCCAGUGGAAUAUCAUAAGAGGUCAUCAUCAUCCACAGCAUCAUCGGUGACAUCCCAGUCCCCAUUAUCGCCCUCAAAGUACAAAACGUCGGACAAUCGAGAGGCAGAAAUUUGCAAUAUAUUGGAUUUUGAGUCAAAUGUUAUGCUACAAUCCUAUUACAAUCAAACAAAAUCGCAAAUAUCCUUGCCCCAAGUCCAGGAGGAUUUGGGAGCCUUAACAUCGGCCAAUUCAUCGUUGGAGGAGAAAGAUUUUGAUAUCAUACACGAUGAUGAGAUUUUACCCAUGGAUAAAUUUGGUGUCAAGCAAAUCUAUGUCUCCGAGGAUCCUCUACAAAUUGUCGAUAAUCAUUUCUGUUUGCCCCAUGAGAAAGUGGACUUACUACGUCCACCAGCUAAUUUUCCCAUUCCUGAGCAUAGUUAUACGCUAUGCGAAAUGACUUUCACAUGGCAUAUGUUUGGUGGCAAAGAUUUUCCCGAUAGAACCGCAAAUGAACAAUCCAAAAUGAAAAAGAAUCCAGGUGGUGGUGCUGCUACUUCUCCUGCUUCUGGUAUGUCGGAAACCUAUAAAUAUGGUGUUUCCCAGCCACAAAAUGAGUUCGAUAAAAAGUCAAAGAAAUCGACAUUAAAAGAACCAAAAGGAUCAAAGCGAAACAUGGAUGUGUUGGUCGAAAUACAGCUUUCAAAAAUUCGCUUCUCCUACGAGAUAUAUCCAACAAAUUCCAUUUACUCAUCGCGACAGGUUUUGCUUAUUUCGGAAAUCGAGAUACGCGAUCGUUUACGUUCAUCGGAAAUUAAUAAAUUUCUCUAUCAUCCGAAUAUCAAUAACAUAUCACAUAAACCCGAUGAGAAUAUGGUUAUUGUCAAGGCAUUGAGUAUACGACCGAAUCCGCAGAAAAAUGCAGCUGAAGAAUGCUCUUUGAGAGUAUCAAUAUUACCCAUUAAGCUGAAUAUCGAUCAGGAUACAUUGCUCUUCCUGGAAGAUUUCUUUUCGGCUGUCUUUAAGAACUCAACUGCAACCAGUUCGUCAGGUGGUAGCCCCAAAAUGGAUAGCAAUUCAUCAGCGGAACGUGAUAUGCCUGUAAUGUCGGUUAAUAAAUUACCCGAAGAGUUGGAGGAUUCAGAAGUUAAGGAGUUGGUGGAGAGAAAUUUAGAUGUUCUCAUCGAUGAGAGUAAAGAGGAUAAGGAUGCCAUGGAAUAUGGCGAGGAUGCCGCAUCGAAUGAUGUCAGUCCCGUUUACUUCCGUGAGGUAAUUUUCAGUCCGGCUCUGCCUAUUUGCUUUGACUAUCACGGCCGGAGAAUUGAAUUGUCUCGUGGUCCCAUCACAGGCCUUAUAAUGGGUCUUGCCCAAUUGCAAGGAUCGGGCAUUUGUCUGCGUGAGAUUGUCAAUCGUCGUGGUAUUCUGGGCUGGAAUAAACUCUUCGAAUAUCUAUGCAGGGAAUGGCUCAAGGAUAUUAAACGCAAUCAAUUGCCAAACAUCUUAAGCGGCAUUGGUCCAACGAAUGCUGUUCUUCAACUAUUCCAGGGUGUUUACGAUCUCUUCCGGUUGCCCAUUGAGCAGUAUAACAAGGAUGGUCGCAUAAUACGGGGAUUCCAGUUGGGUGCCCAAAGCUUUACGGCACGUACCGCCUUAGCGGCUCUCGAGAUAACAUCGAGAAUAAUUCAUCUAUUGCAAUUUACGGCAGAGACCACAUUCGAUAUGCUAUCGGCUGGACCGUCAUUGAAGAAACGCAACACCAAGCAUGGUAAGAAGCGUCAGGGACGACCCAAGGAUUUGCGCGAGGGUGUUGCGAAUGCCUAUGCCAUUGUCAAGGAGGGCAUCAACGAUUCGGCCAACACACUAAUUGAGGCUGCCAUCACUGAACACGAUCAAAAGGGCUAUAGCGGAGCUGUUGGGGCUGUUGUGCGGCAAAUACCACAGCUGGUUGUAUGCCCAGCCGUUUUGGCCACACAAGCAACGACUAAUAUAUUGGGAGGAGCCAAAAGUUCUCUUGUACCGGAGGCGAAACUAGAGGCGCGGGACAAAUGGAAACAUGAGUUACACUAAAUGUUAUUUUUAGCUUAAUGUUUUUAAUUUUAAAUUUUUUCAUUUUUCG